CUGCACUGGCACUGUAACUUCCAAGGUUCUCACUGGAAGUCGCCGUGAUUGCUACCCACCUAGGUACCCACCUGCCUUGCUUAGCAGCCCUGGAGCCCUCUAGUGAAGCUACAGAGCGAUCCUUGUACUGUACCUACCACUAAAUUACAGGGGACUAAUUUCUAUCAUCACAUCGCCGAUUCUCAUUCUUCGUUCAUCAAUCCGCACGAUAUACGUACAAUUGAUAUUAUUCACAAUAAAUCUUUGAACGGUACGCUUACAUCCCACAAUGCGGAGAGGUCAUUUUUCACCCGAUGACCUACCCGCUUGGUCGGUCCUGAAUGACGUUGCAUUCGUCAAUGUUAAAGUCGCCGACAUCAAAGGUCGAGGUUAUGGCUUAGUAGCAGAGAGGGAUCUAGUUGCCAAAGACGACGACACCGAGUCACCAACUCUUCUAACUAUCCCCAAAGAUAUCAUCCUCUCUGUUAAGCAUGUAGAACAAUACGCCAAGGAAAAUAAGAGUUUCCGACAGCUUUUGGAUGCGGUCGGUCACCAAUCAACAAGAGGCAGCAUUCUACUCUUUCUUUUAACACAGCAGGUGUUAGCUUCCCCUGAUUAUGAGGGUGGCCUGGGCCCAUCCACGCCUUGGACUCAAUAUUUUAGCAUUUUACCAACACAGGUCCCAAUCCCUACAAUGUGGACGGAGCUGGAACUCUCCCGCUUAAAGAAUACUUCAUUGGAGUCGGCGGUAUCUGCUAAAUUGACUGUUCUGACGAGAGAAUUCGAUGACCUUCGUGCAAGUCUGAGUGAAUUGGCAUACUGGAACGAUCUCCUUACAAUUGACGAGGCCAUAACUAUUCGGGACUGGAUCCUCCUUGACGCUCUAUUCAGAUCGCGCUCAUUAGAGUUACCUAAGUCUGGAGAGUCGAUGGUCCCUGGUCUCGACUUAGUCAAUCAUUCUAGUAAGGCCACGGCUUAUUACGACGAAAAUGACAAAGGAAAAGCAGUGCUUCACCUACGAGAAGGUUGUUCGGUGGCCCGCGGCGAUGAAAUCACCAUCGAUUACGGACGGGACAAGUCGCCGGCAGAAAUGCUGUUCAGUUAUGGUUUUAUCGAUAUAGAUUCGACUACCAGAAGUCUUACCCUACCUCUAGAACCUUUGGACGACGACCCUCUUGCGAAACCGAAACUUGCUGUUUUCGGAAAGCCACCAAAAUUGCAGAUAACAGAAGGCGAAAGUGGCGUUGCACGCUGGAAUGGCGAUUUUGUGUAUCUUAUGUGCCUUAAUGAGGAAGACGGUUUGGAUUUCAAGGUAGUUCAGGAAACCAACGGAUCCAAUCAUCUCAAGAUGUUCUGGCAGGAUUCCGAUAUCACCAAUCCGUCAGAUACAUUCAAAAGCAUUAUCCAAGGGCAUGAAUUAUACCCCAUAUUUGAACUACGGGCCCUAACAGUUGUUCUAAUUAUUACUUCACAUCAACUUGAAGAGCUUGUCGCCGGCCAGGAGAAUAACGUAACACCUGGAUCAGUCAGACCAGAGAUAUGGCAAGCCGCUACACAACUGAGGUUAAUCGAGACUAGCAUCCUUGAAAGAAGCAUAAAAGCUUUCGAAGAUCAGGUGAGUCCGAAUCCUGGAGUUUUGGGGGUAUUGGGUAUCCACAAUACCAUCAAUCCAGUAUUACAACAAUCCACUAUCACCCUUUACGAAUUUUUUUCGUCAAUGGAGUGUUACUAAUACAUAGAUCCCAGAGAGACGGGCUGCUACAAAA
Molecule: messenger RNA, 1745 nt
Organism: Hypoxylon trugodes
Lineage: Eukaryota; Fungi; Ascomycota; Sordariomycetes; Xylariales; Hypoxylaceae
Product: SET domain-containing protein
Exons: 4
Coding region: 269-1711 (480 amino acids)
Biological process (GO): peptidyl-lysine monomethylation
Cellular component (GO): nucleus
Molecular function (GO): protein-lysine N-methyltransferase activity; protein binding
Source: RefSeq, a predicted model, not a curated record